This is a messenger RNA of Bactrocera oleae (olive fruit fly), 2514 nucleotides long. Its product is annotated as nuclear pore complex protein Nup214. Gene Ontology annotation, molecular function: chitin binding. Lineage: Eukaryota; Metazoa; Arthropoda; Insecta; Diptera; Tephritidae. The record is from RefSeq and is a predicted model, not a curated record. Gene Ontology annotation, cellular component: extracellular region.
GGGCCGGGUCGAGCUAGCGUAGAAACAAUAGGAUUAUCCACGGUAAUAAAUCUACAUUCAAAUGAAAAUACGAAGAAAACGGUUAAAAGUAAAUGAGCAAAAAUUAUGAACAAGUUGUUAGCGACGUCACAAAAUCGAGAAGCAACAAGUUUACUGUUGAAACAUUCAUACAUAUAUCCAUACAAAUAAAUGUGCCUGUGUAGUUAUGCUUGCCUCCGUGUGCCCAGGGGAUUGAUAAAAAAUCACAUAUCGUAAAUUCAACAAAGAUGCAACAAACAGCAAGCGCAAUGCAAAACACACAACAUACCAACAACUACAACUGCAUAGCGAACAAUGUAACGAAAAACAAUAAACACCAAUGUAAUCAAUCAGUUGUAGUGCCAACUAACGAAUUGUAUAACAGCUGAGUGUUCUUUCUACACAAUUAGAAUGAAAAUAGAAUUCUAAUAGUUUGCUUUGGAAUUUUAUGCUAUUUCAAUCUCCAAUCUUAUGCGGCACUCAUUGGAGACUACAGCGCUAUCGCUUCAGCAAACUGUUGGUGGAUGAGUUGAGCAAUUUUAGGCGGCAAAAAUGUGUUUGAGGCUGUAUAAAAAGGGCUGGAACUCGGAGAGCCAUGCACACAAAUGCAGUGUCAGUUGGUCGGUCGGUUGGCUGGUGUUCAAGCAUUUGAUAUUGGCCAGACGAAUAAUAGUUGCGUAUACGCCGUGUAGUAGAUUGUGAAAGUUAUACGGUGUUUGAUCGGUUGUAUAUGAGUGCAUAGAGUUCACUUAAAAUUCUUAAAAUAUAUAAAAAAAAUAAAAUACUUUAAAAGUUAUUUAUUUUCAAAACUCAUUUUGAGUUGUCUCACUGCUUCAGAAACUUGGCGAAUAUGUUGAAAAUACUGAAUUAUUUAGGAAUUUCACUGCUGCUAUUCAGCACGUGUGCACAGGCGCAAAGUGGCUACAACUAUGCUCGCCCUGAAAUUGCGAACGUCGCUGGAGGCGGAGUUGGCAGCUCGAAUGUCUUGCGUCCGAUAGUACCCGUCGGCAGCAACACCUUGACCGCCUCUCCGACUUCGCCUCUGGGUUUCCCGUCCACCGCUGGCACUGCUUAUGGUGGCACAGGCGGGGCUGCCGCUACACCUUUCCCCAGCUUUGGCACGCAGCCGUCGGCGCUAGGUGCUACUGGACAAGGCGCUUAUUCAGGUGCCACAAGUGCUGCGGCAUUACAAGUGGGCGGUGGUUUCAACGCGGCUAAGCGUCCUAUUUUAGCGGGACAGCAACGAAGUGGUGGAGGAGGCGUAUUCAGUGGUGGUCUGACGGGUAUUACAAGCGGUCAAUCGGCAUACGGCAAUGCACCACGCGUUUCAGGACUUAACGAUGUGGACUAUAGUGGCGAAGGCGAUUAUUCAGCCAUACCGGGUGUACCAGCCGUUGAUUAUCCCGUAUAUGCGGAGGUACCGCAGACAAAUUUCGAUUGCGCACAGCAACUGCCUGGUUAUUACUCGGACGUCGAAGCGCAGUGCCAAGUUUUUCACAUUUGCGCACUCAACCGAACCUACUCAUUUAUCUGUCCGAAUGGCACGAUCUUCAGUCAGGAGACACUCGUGUGCGUAUGGUGGAAUCAAUUUGAAUGCACAACGGCCCCUGCUCUAUACGGCAACAAUGCUUACAUAUAUGAUUAUGGCAGCGAACAACGCACUGCAGGCGUUUAUAGCAGUUCUGGAAGCGCCGCAGCAUUAGGUGCACGCCAACCGACCAGUUAUCCAGGCGCAGCUAGUGGCAGCAGCUUACGUGCUACAAGCGCUACAUUGCCCUCUGCUGGCGGUAUUUUCGGUGCUGCUAAUUUACGUCCCACCGCUUUCGGCGCUAUCCCUAGCACUGUGACACCAGUGCCGUCGACGGCAGGUUAUAAUGCAAAUACUGGUCGCUUUCCUACUGCCUCGGCAGCCGGCGGGCAGUCCUUUAAUACUGCCGUUGCACCGAUUUCUGUCGCGCAGUCUACGUAUGGUUCCGGUGGUGUUGGUGUCGGCGGCGGUAGUGGUGUGCCGACAGGCACGAGCAAUUCUAACGCAAAUAGCAAUCGCGAAUAUUUACCACCAUCGCAGCGGCAGCGACGUCCAUAAAUAUACGCCUUUAUUUAGUAGUAUAUAAAAAUCAACCUUCUAUAAUAUUAAAGACCACUGGAAUCUGUACCCGGUUUAUGAUGUCCCUACUCUCCCACGACCGUACUACUGCUUAGGUUGUACACCUUAAUUUUAAUAUCUUAUGCAUUGACCCAUGUUUAUUAUAGUAAUUAAAUAUUCAUUAUCUCAUCGAGCUCAUCAUAAAUAAUUUAACACUAUUCUAUUCAGAGGCAUGCCUGUUUUCGCUCAACUUCUACAGUUUUCUACCCAUACUUCGCUUCAUUAAUAAUAUAAUUACUAGAAUGAUUUUACAUAUUUUUUACAAAAUAAAGUAUUCAUAAAAACUACAUUUUAGACGGCUUUUAGAAUUUCAUAUAGAAAGAUAUAAACAUGUGAUACAAUGUUAGAAG